AUGGAGGGCACCACAGGCAGCGCAUCACAUUUUGAUCACCUCUUCAAGCUUCUCAUAAUUGGCGACUCAAGCGUGGGCAAAUCUUCCAUUUUGCUGCGCUUCACGGAGGAUGAAUUCGACGAUGAACACCCCGUCACCAUCGGCGUCGAUUUCAAGGUCAAGACUAUACAGCUGGGCGCAAAGAGGAUCAACCUCACCAUUUGGGAUACGGCUGGGCAAGAGAAGUUCAGAUCUCUGACGAGCUCCUACUACCGGGGCACCCAAGGCAUCAUCUUGGUCUACGACGUGUCUUCCCGGGAGAGCUUCCAGCACUUGAGCGUGUGGUUGAACGAGAUCGAGAUGUACUGCAACAACAGUGAUGUGGUGAAGCUUCUGGUGGCCAACAAGAUCGACCUCGGAGACAGACAAGUGUCCAGGGAAGAGGGUCUUGCCUUUGCCAAAUCUAAGGCGAUGGUGUUCAUCGAGUGCUCGGCCAAGACCAAGCUCGGCAUUCAGCAGGCGUUCGAGGAGUUGGUGACAAAGAUUCUCGAAACGCCCAGUCUCUACGAGAAGGAGACCAAGGCCACCGGCACCGUCUCCAUGAAUCAAGACUCCGAAGAGCAGCAAGAGGGCGUGUGCAGCUACUGCUAG
Molecule: messenger RNA, 630 nt
Organism: Acanthamoeba castellanii str. Neff
Lineage: Eukaryota; Discosea; Longamoebia; Acanthamoebidae
Product: rasrelated protein Rab-18-like, putative
Exons: 7
Coding region: 1-630 (209 amino acids)
Molecular function (GO): GTPase activity; GTP binding
Source: RefSeq, a predicted model, not a curated record